Messenger RNA from Penicillium griseofulvum, 1128 nucleotides. It is a transcript of the gene cwc2, whose product is annotated as active spliceosome conformation promoter CWC2. NCBI's taxonomy places the organism in Eukaryota, Fungi, Ascomycota, Eurotiomycetes, Eurotiales, Aspergillaceae. Gene Ontology annotation, cellular component: U2-type catalytic step 2 spliceosome; Prp19 complex; U2-type catalytic step 1 spliceosome. The coding region runs from base 1 to 1128 and encodes 375 amino acids. The record is from RefSeq and is a predicted model, not a curated record. The transcript has 7 exons. Gene Ontology annotation, molecular function: U6 snRNA binding; pre-mRNA binding.
AUGGCAGAUACGUCAGUUGCCGAGCCACAAGCUCCCGUUUCUACCACCCCCGAAACCAUUGACCGCAAUACCGAAGAGGGUGCUGUGGCAACAACUGGCGCCGCGGACAACACUCUGCAAGGAGAUCAGCAGCUCCAGACGGUCAAAAAGACCAAAAUUAUUCGCAGAAAGAAGCGCCCAGCGAGAAUACAAGUCGACCCAUCAACCAUCAAGUCCGAGCCUACGCAGCAGCCCGGACUCGACUAUAAUAUCUGGUACAACAAAAGUGGCGACAACGACGACAAAUAUGGCCUCAGCCAGCCCGCGCCUGGUCGCUGCAAUAUUGCGCGUGACUCGGGAUACACUCGCGCUGAUCGUAUUGCCGGCUCGUUUUUCUGGUUCAACCCGAAUAUGGACUGCUUUGGGAGAGACAAGCACAGCGAUUACAAGGAAGAUAUGUCCGGAGUAGGCUCGUUCACGCGCCAAAAUAGGACAAUCUACGUGGGCCGAAUUACGGUUUCCGAUGACAUCGAGGAAGUGGUCUCAAGGCAUUUUGCGGAAUGGGGUCAAAUCGAAAGAACAAGAGUCCUUACCGGACGCGGCGUGGCUUUUGUGACUUACUCGUCAGAAAGUAACGCGCAGUUUGCUCUGGUUGCGAUGCAAAACCAAAGCUUGGACCACGAGGAAAUUCUUAACGUACGAUGGGCAACAGUCGACCCAAACCCAAUGGCACAGAAACGUGAGGCACGCCGGUUAGAAGAACAAGCUGCUGAGGCUGUGCGCCGGGCUCUCCCCGCAGCUUUUGUAGCAGAGAUCGAAGGCCGAGACCCCGAGGCCAAGAAGCGGAAGAAGAUUGAGGGAUCUUUCGGGCUACAGGGCUAUGACGUUCCAGAUGAUGUGUGGCAUGCCAGAACCCGGCAAUUGGAGGAUGCAAGCCAGGCCGCUCAACUAGAGGCGCCUCAACAACCAAUGAUGAUCGAGUCUGCUCCGGUUCCAGCACAGGAGCAGCAGUCACAGAGUAAUGGCAUCUUCUCCAGCACUGCUGUUGCAGCCCUACGGGAUCUUAACGCUGGAGUAGUGACGACCCAGGCACCAAAAGCUACUGGUGGACCACUAGUCGGCUACGGCAGUGACGAUGAGAGUGACUGA